AUGGGCUCUGACACAUCUCUCUGCGAGCCUCCCCAGGGCUACAGACAGCAGCUGCCCAAGGCUGAGGACAGCGGGGUGGGCUUGGAGAGCCCCUGCCCUGCUCCUGGCUGCUCCUCUGGCAGCGGGAAUGCCAGCCCAGGGGAGCCCGGGCUCUGCCAGGAAGAUGUGGAGUUCCGGGGGUACCUGCAGCAGUCCAAGGGCAGCGGGGAGCCAGAGCAGGCCCCGGGCAAGGGAGUGCCCCUCUCAGGCUGUGCAGGGUCCGUGCAGGGCCCGGGCAGCACCGACACCGUGCUGGACAUGGAGUGCUCCGAGCUGGCUGUGUCCAAAGGGUACCUGAAGCAGCCCUCGCCCGAGCGUCCCCUCACACAGGACCUCGCUCCAUGGGGAGCCCCUGAAUGGGAUUUCUCCAGCCAGGUGGGGCCCCAAGCCCCCACUCUGCUGAACUGGGCAGCUCCAGGUGAUCCACUGACCUCCAAAGCCAGUCCUGAUCUGAAAACUCCCUUCAACCUGAACAUCUUCAACAACUCUGCCUUCCUGGGGACAGCUGCUGUGUCCAGCCUCAGCUCCAGCUGGAUCACACUGCCCAUCACGCCCCUGAGCUGGCUCAGCAGGGACAGCAAGGACAGCUGUCUGUGACCCGUCCCCUGGGGACCACAGCCCUGCUCUCUGACCCAACUACCUCGUCUGCCACUGGAUAAGCUACCCCCGACCCCUGAAUGUUCACAGUGCCAGGCCCAGCAUGGCCCAGGAGCACCAGCUCAGCCACUGGUGGGGCUGCUUUGGCCCCAGUCCUGCUGUGGGCACCCCCAGUGAUCCCUCCAGCCAGUCCAGCUAACGGGAGACAGGGAUCCACACCAGGCACCUCUGCCUUGUCUGCCCAGCAUGGGCUCAGGGCCAUCCUCAGGGCCUGGGGCAGUCCUGUGCUUUCACUUCCCCCUUUCCUGGGCCAGCUGGGCUCCUCCUGCUGAUGCCCACACUUGUGAUGCCCUCCCAACCUUUCACAACACAGAGGCCGAAAGCAGACGUCAGCCUGACAUCAGCACCCUGCAGCACGGGGCUGCUGCCCUGCCUGACCCCACAGGGGUGGACCAAGAGACUUUUCUGACCCUGCAGAGACCCUUCAGCAUCCAGCCCCUGUGGGACAGCCCCAGCACAGGAUAUGGGAUGCACCUACGAGCCCAGCGUGGCAGUCCUACCACACUAUGGUCUGUCUACAGACAUUAUUUAUUGCAUUUCAUUUGUAAAUACAGAAAAAAACGUGCUGUUAUUUAUUUGGUCCAUUUGUUCAUCCUCUCCUAAGGCCAAGCUGAGCUCUCUGUUUCUGGAUUUGGACAUUCCCCAUCAGCAAGAGGCAAUUUGCCUGACGUGGUGAAGAGCAUUCCCAUGUCACAGCUGGGAAAAGGGAGAACCAAGCCAGCUCUCCAAGAGCUCCUCACACACCUGAGUUCCUGGGGGGUUUUCCCAGGGGGAUUUGUGGGAACAAUCACCAGAGGAGCAGCAGGGAAAAGGGGCUGGGCCGAUCACAGUGAUUCCACAGGGAUGCACAUCCCAUGGGACAUCACCAGGGAAGGACAGGAGCAGAACAAGUCAAACCCAGGGGUGGAGGAAAGACAGCAGUCAGGGCUCUGCUCAGCAACGUGGUGUUCUGUCAUGGGCUGGGCUCGAUGAUCUCAGAGAUCUUUUCCAAACAAACUGAUUCUGUGAUGCUGUGAACAGUUGUCAUCAGAAUGGAAACAGGAUGAGACCGAACAGCUCAGCCUGGGUCACCUGGGUCACAGGGAAGUUUUUCCAAAAGGCACCUCAUUUCUGGGAACCUUCAUGGUGGGAAGUAAAACUGCUGGCAAAAACCCUUCUUGGGGAAUGUGGUUUUCAGGUGAAGGGUUUUUGGUUUUAUUUUCAGUUUUUCCAGUGCAGGCAGGAGGAGGGGGCUGAUCCUUGCUGUUUCCUUCUUUUCCAUCUCCCGUGGCACUGCUCACGUUUGAGAUCCAUCCCUGCAUCCCACAGGGAUGUGGAGGGCACUGGGAGCCUCCUCCUGCCCCUCCACUGGUCCCAUCUCUUCUGCCUCUGUGUAUUUUGGGGGUUAGAGCUUUUUGCUUUCUUUUUCAUUUUUUUCAACUUCCUCUGGAAAACGGAGUCGUCAAAAACACGGCUUUUUUUUGUUGUUCUUUGAAAGGCCGCUGACGUCAGGCCCCAUGGCUGGAUCCUGCGUCAUGCAGGGCUCUGCUGGAUCCUGCUCACCACGGAGGGCUCCCAGGCCCCAGGAGGGGGCAUUUCCCCCUCUCCAUGAGCAGUCAGAGAUCUCCUUUCAGCCAGGAGAAAGCCACAGACCACAGGGUUUAGCUUUGAUAGCCGAGAGCACAGAUGGUCCCUCUGACUCGCUGGAAAUCCCACUCUAUCCUCACUGGUUUCCCUACAACCACGUGGCUCUCUUGAGUUUUUCUUUGUUCUUCUUCUGACAGAAACUUGCAAAGAGAUGGUCCCAAGGCCCCCCCGUGUCUCGCCAGCCCCUGCUGGCCAAGCAGGGCCCCUCUCCCUGGCCACAGGCCCCCCUCUGCACCCCUGGCUGCAGAGAGCCACUGAGAACUGCAGAUGGAGGAGAUGCCCAGGGAAUUCAUGGAGUUUCUUUCUCUGGAGACAUUCCAAACCCACCUGGCUGCGUUCCUGUGUCACCUGCUCCAGGUGACCUUGGGUAGGGUUGGCCCAGAUGGUCUGCAGAGGUCCCAGCAAUUCUGUCAUUCUGGGAAGCUUUUUUAGCAACAGAAACUGCACCGUUGCCAUUUCAGUUGAAAUCCACCCAAUUCAGGAGACGUUUCUUGCAGAAGUGAAAAUGCAGGAAUCCUCCCCAGCCGGUUUUGGUUGCUUUUUCUGUUGGUGCCAGGCUGUGAGUGAGAGAGGCAGCGAGAGGAAGCGCUGCAAGGGCUUCUCCCCAUCCCUCUGUCCCUGGCCACACGUCCCAUCCCAGGGAAGGAAACACAAAGCA
Messenger RNA from Cyanistes caeruleus (blue tit), 2980 nucleotides. The record is from RefSeq and is a predicted model, not a curated record. NCBI's taxonomy places the organism in Eukaryota, Metazoa, Chordata, Aves, Passeriformes, Paridae.